This is a messenger RNA of Parasteatoda tepidariorum (common house spider), 2223 nucleotides long. Lineage: Eukaryota; Metazoa; Arthropoda; Arachnida; Araneae; Theridiidae. The record is from RefSeq and is a predicted model, not a curated record.
GCUCAGCCCUAGCGGCGCCUCAAUCGUCCAAUCACGGUAGAGUUGGGGGUGAAUGGGUAAACGAGACUCUCGUCCACUUGAGUUUAGCGGACAUACCGAUCUGAGAUACCGAAACUGUGGAUUAUCCUCUCAUGGAAAGCGUUUUGCAUCCAAACCCCGAAUAAUAGUUCAUGUUUUAUUAUUCGAAUAAAUGAAGAAUGGUUCCAAUUGACUCAAGACAUGUCAGCUGUAAACACCUAGUGCUCUAAAGUUGAAGAAGUUUCCCUUCUCCCAACAUGGCCGUCAUCUUGUUUGUGUCUUGGUUACCGGUGUUGCUCGUCCUCGCCACUGCUGCCGUUCAACAUGGAGGGAACGCACAAAUCGUGAGUUCACGAGUUUCCGAUCGUGAAAGUUUGAUUCCUCACCAUGGUCGAUGCGAACCCAUCACCAUACCUCUAUGUAAAGAUAUACCAUACAAUGAGACAAUAAUGCCUAAUCUUUUAAACCACCAAAAACAAGAAGAUGCUGGAUUAGAAGUGCAUCAAUUCUUUCCUUUGGUGAAGGUACAGUGUAGCCCCGAUCUACAGUUUUUCUUGUGUACCAUGUAUGCACCAGUUUGUACCAUCAUUGAAAAAGCUAUACCACCGUGUAGAUCUUUGUGUUUAAAAGCUAGAGAGGGGUGCGAGAGAUUAAUGAAUAAUUUUGGUUUCCAGUGGCCUAAAAGUUUGGAUUGUGAUAAGUUCCCAGAGGCCGGAGAAGAAGCUUUGUGUGUAGGAGAAAACAAUACAGAUAGAGCCCCACAUCCUCCAUCUGGAGCUGGUAAUUAUCCAACAACUUCUAUACGCAAUAAUAAUGUUACCAUCUUAAAAGGACGUAAAUUUAUUUGUCCUGAAGAGUUUAAAGUUCCGACUGGUUUGGGAUAUGUGUUUGAAGUGGGUGAAGCUGAAGAAAAAGAUUGUGGUGCACCUUGUGAUGGAAUGUUUUUCACACCUCAAGAAAGAAAAUUUGCCCGAACAUGGAUUGGUGUGUGGGGAAUAUUGUGUAUGGUUUCUACAUCUUUCACUGUUUUAACUUUUCUAGUAGACAUGCACAGAUUCCGUUACCCGGAAAGACCCAUCAUAUUUUUAUCAAUUUGUUAUUUCAUGGUAGCUGCUGCUUAUGUUGUUGGUUUUGUUGUUGAUGAGCAAGUAUCUUGUAAUGACCCAUUCCCGUCUCCAAAUAAUCGCACUAAUAUCAAAAUGGUGCGAACGAUUAGACAAGGCAAUGAAAACAAAUAUUGCACUAUUUUAUUCAUGGUUCUAUAUUUCUUCAGCAUGGCUAGCUCUAUAUGGUGGGUCAUUCUAACUCUCACAUGGUUCUUGAGUGCUGGAUUAAAGUGGGGACACGAAGCAAUUGAAAACAACUCCCAAUAUUUCCAUCUUGCUGCUUGGACUGUGCCAGCAAUUAAAACUAUCGCAAUUCUAGCUCUACGUAAAGUUGAAGGUGACAUUCUAAGUGGUGUUUGUUUUGUUGGAUUAUGGAACAAAAGCUCCUUGCGUGCUUUUAUUUUAAUACCUCUAAGUGUGUAUUUAGUCUUGGGGACAUUAUUUCUCCUAGCUGGAUUCGUGUCUCUUUGCCAUAUCCGAACAAUCAUGAAACAUGAUGGAACACGUACUGAUAAACUAGAGAAGCUCAUGUUUCGUAUUGGCGUGUUUUCUGUACUUUAUACUGUACCAGCAGUGAUAGUGAUUGCGUGCUACAUUUACGAGACUUACUUUUACGAUUCUUGGAUGAUAACAUGGCAGAAAGACAAGUGUAAGCGCCCGAUGUACAGCAUACCUUGUCCUGAUGUGCCACAUGACUAUGACUACUGGCCGAAGCCAGAUUUUCCAGCAUUUAUGAUAAAAUAUUUAAUGACAUUAAUGGUAGGUAUUACAUCUGGUGUCUGGAUCUGGUCAGGCAAAACUUUUACUACUUGGAAAAAUGUGUAUUUGGGAUUGUGCCGAAGGCUGCAGCGUAACGAAGCUUAUGUGUGAUAAUUACUUUUCAUUAGUUGUGCCAUAUAUUAAUCAAUUAAAACUGUUUUAAAUGAAUUAUAAACAAAGUUAGUAGAGAAUGCAAGUUUCUGUACAGUUAAUAUAUCUUUGCAAAUGGAUAGAUCAGCCGCAAUUACAAGGUAGAUGUUUUUCAUUUGUUAAAUUCUGGUCUUGCUAUUUAAUUCAGAAUUAAUUAUAGUUAUAAAAUAUAAUUAUAGCUAUAAUCAGG